AUGAGGCUCGAAGCAAGGACCGUCGUACCCCCAUCGCUUGACGCUGUCAAGAUGGAGGAUCGCAAACGGCCCAUUGCUGACGACUCAGCUCCUCCUGCUAAGAGGCAAGCCGUGACUGUCAACGGUGCCCGCUCCCACCCAGAUGCUGACGUGCCGUGGAAAGAUGACAUGGAGGCUUUCCAGAAAGACGCCAUCCUGAGGCAGAUGCGCGAGUUCAAACGCGAGAAAGCAACCGUCGAGUCGCAGCUCAGUGAGCUGGAGUCGCGCACCAAGUACCACGACGACCAUCUCCGCACAAUAGACGCUUGGUUUGAUCAGCUAGUCGAUGACAUCAAACUCCUGGGCGCCGACACACUGCCUGCUUCAUCAAGGGACCUGGCCUCGAGGGAAUCACUUCCAGCUGCCAUCUUCUUCGAGGAUAGCACACUGUUCAAGAAGCACCUCUCCAGCCGCCAGGAAAAGAUCUUGUCGUCACUCUCCGGGGUGUUUGCAGCCUUUCCCCCUAGUAGCCCUGACGUUGCAACUUUGCAACAAAAACUUUCUCAGCUGCUAGCCCACGAAAAGGAACAUGUCGUUCAGCUCCAAAGCGUCAUGACUGAGAAGGAGCAACUGUCAGACCGUCUAGAUACUGCGACCCACCGUUAUCUUGUGGCUGAGAAGAAGAUUGAUCGGCUAAAGAGUCAACAAGUCCAGAAACUCGAGCAACAAGCUGUUGCCACAACUCAUGUCAAAGAGGAAACAUCUUCAACCAGCAAUGGCACUGAGGCUGCCAACGGUCAUUCUCCUGGCCCAGUCAGUGAAGAGCUGGAGACUGCAAGGAGGCAAGCCGUGGCUGAAGCAGCGAAACGGAAAGAGCAACUCGAGGAAAUUGAGCUAGUUAACAAGAAGCUCACUGAGGAACUUACGUCCCUGAAAGUCAAACUUACCGGCCUCUCAGACGACGAUUAUGCCAAAACCGAUCUUUUCAAGGCUCUGAAGCAUCAGCACGAGGAUGUUAUCAAGCGCAUCAACAACCUGGAGGCGACGAAUAUCCAAUUACGUGAAGAAGCCCAAAAGUACCAGGCGGAACGAACAGCGUAUCGCAUCAAGGUCGAUGAUGAGGUUCGUGGAGCCCUUGCUGAAUCGGAAAGUAAUGUCUCUCAGGCGGAGGCAAACCUUGCGAGGAUACGAAGUGCGCGAGACGAGCUGGUUGCCAAGAAUGCCAUACUUGAAAGCAGCCACAAGGAUACCAAAGCGUCUGUUCAGCAAUCAAAGGAGUUGGUCAGCGCGUGCGAGAGUCGGAUUGCCGCUCUUGAGUCAGAAUGCGAACGAUUGCGCUUGCAAAUCUCGGAGCAACGAAGCACUGAAGAGUCGCCACCCCAGAUGGACGAACUGACCCCAGAGCAAUUGCGCGCCAAGGUGAGCAACCUUGAGAAUCAAUUGAAGCUGCUCAGCAACGAAUUGCCAUCAAUAGAAACAGCAUGGAAGAAGGCACAAGCGAUAGCCAGUAAGAAGAUUGCAGAUAUUGCCGCUAACGAAGAGAGCAUUGCAAAAGCACACGCGGAUAAAACCAAGGCAGAUCAAAAGUUCUUCGCUGCUAUGAAGGCCAAAGGAGAACUAGAACAGCAGGUCCGAAUAUUUCGCACUCAAGCAACCAAAUCUACGGAAGUGAUUGCUCAACUGAAAGACGCAGACUCGUUGAGUCGGUCCCUUGUCGAUAAGUUGGAGAAGCAAUGUGCAGAGAUGCGUUCGCAGAUGGACGAACUCUCAAUCCAGCACCGCCAAUUGCAGCAAAAAGUCAGCGAGAAUGCCAUCACGUCUGAAGGUCACGUCAGCCAAAUUGCAGAUUUGAAGAAGAUUGUUGAGACGAAAGAUGCCGCCUGCUUAGCUGCUAAACAUGCGCAACGCGAAGCCGAAGUUAAGAGAGACGAAAUGAGCGCACAGAUUGUUGGCCUUGAGAAGCAAGUGCAAACAUGGAAGAAGAAGAGCUCUAGCAAUCAAAGCUCUGAGACCGCCAUGAUGGAGGCAAUGAUUCAAUGUCAGAUAUGCAAAACUAAGAUUAAGGAUACUCUGAUCAAGACAUGCGGACACGUUUUCUGUCACGUCUGUGUUCAGGAUCGUCUAAACAACCGAGCGAGAAAGUGCCCGAAUUGUGGCAAAGCCUUUGGAGCCAACGACACGAUGAAGAUCCACCUUUAG
Plenodomus lingam JN3 is the source of this 2178-nucleotide messenger RNA. RefSeq lists its product as uncharacterized. Gene Ontology annotation, cellular component: HULC complex; nucleus. Gene Ontology annotation, molecular function: ubiquitin protein ligase activity; metal ion binding. The record is from RefSeq and is a predicted model, not a curated record. NCBI's taxonomy places the organism in Eukaryota, Fungi, Ascomycota, Dothideomycetes, Pleosporales, Leptosphaeriaceae.